Messenger RNA from Eremothecium sinecaudum, 771 nucleotides. Its product is annotated as HHL063Wp. Gene Ontology annotation, molecular function: GTPase activity; GTP binding; GDP binding. Gene Ontology annotation, cellular component: plasma membrane. The coding region runs from base 1 to 771 and encodes 256 amino acids. Gene Ontology annotation, biological process: signal transduction. Lineage: Eukaryota; Fungi; Ascomycota; Saccharomycetes; Saccharomycetales; Saccharomycetaceae. The transcript has a single exon. The record is from RefSeq and is a predicted model, not a curated record.
AUGAGGGAUUACAAAUUGGUUGUUUUGGGUGCAGGUGGUGUCGGAAAGUCUUGCUUAACGGUACAGUUUGUUCAAGGAGAAUAUUUGGAUACUUAUGAUCCGACCAUUGAGGAUUCAUAUAGGAAAACGAUGGAGAUUGAUGACAAGACAUUCGAUUUGGAGAUCUUAGAUACGGCAGGUGUAGCGCAAUUUACUGCAAUGAGGGAAUUGUAUAUCAAAUCUGGCAUGGGAUUUUUAUUAGUAUAUUCUGUAACCGACCGUCAGUCUUUGGACGAAUUGAUGGAGCUAAGAGAACAAAUCUUGCGAAUUAAAGAUUCAAAGCGUGUUCCAAUGGUUCUAGUUGGAAACAAGGCCGACCUACACCAUGAACGCAUUAUUUCUGUUGAUGAAGGCAUUGAGGUUAGUAGUGAUUGGGGGAAAGUUCCGUUUUAUGAGACAAGCGCGUUGCUUAAAAGUAAUGUUGAUGAGGUGUUUAUUGACUUAGUGAGACAAAUAAUGAGGGCGGAAAUAGAAUCACAUGAGGCUCAAAUGAACUCGAACGCUGCAGUUGGUAAUGGUGUUCAACAUGGAGGUCGCGUUGGUGGCGGUAAAGUUAAUAUGGGAUUGAACGGUGCAGGAAUUAACCACAGUAGGUCAGGAAGUUCUAAUAUCGAUAAUGGAGCUGAUCAAUUAACGAGAACUCCUGAUAAAAAGCUAAUGCUAAAGUCACCUUAUCGCACCCGAACAAAGGCCAGGAAUGCUAAAAGAAAGAGUUCAUGUGUUACCCUAUAA